AUGGCUAAAGCGUAUAGAAAAGAAGAUUUUGAUUACAUUAUGUCAAAGGUUGGAAAAGUUGAUCCAAGGGUUAAGGAAUAUCUGGAAAAAAUUAGAUAUGAUAAAUGGUCUCGAUGUCACUCCCCUGUUAAUGGAGGUAGAAUGAUGACCUCUAAUAUAGCUGAAUGUAUUAACGGUUGUUUGGUAAAGGCUAGAGUACUUCCUAUUUUAGGUUUCCUCGAAGAAGUUAGGAUUCUAUUUGUUGCAUGGAAUUGUAAGAACAGUGAAACUGCAUCUUAUACAAACACAACGCUUGGGAGAAGAUUUCAAGAAAUACUAACUGAUAAUGGGGUUAAAUUGUUGCAGAUGACGGUUAAGGCAGUUGGUAGUUAUCUGUACAAUGUGUAUGAAUCAGGAAGGAGGUACAUUGUUGAUAUUGAUGCACGUGUAACUGUUGCCGAAUUGUACAGGCCAAACACCAUUGUAAAGACAUAUGAACUCCCCAUAAUUCCUAUGCCAGAUAUGAAAGAUUGGAUUGUUUCAGAUUUUGUUGAUGCCGAUGAAGUUUUGCCACUCAAAUACAGAAGACCUCCUGGGAGGACAAAGAAAGGAAGACAUUUGAAAUCUAGUGAAUCAUUUACAAGUUCAAACCAUUGUGGUAAAUGCGGGCUUGCAGGUCACAACCGUAGGACGUGCGGUUUCUUCCCAAAAGAAAGUUGA
Messenger RNA from Capsicum annuum, 699 nucleotides. RefSeq lists its product as uncharacterized. The record is from RefSeq and is a predicted model, not a curated record. The transcript is spliced from 3 exons. Bases 1 to 699 code for a protein of 232 amino acids. Lineage: Eukaryota; Viridiplantae; Streptophyta; Magnoliopsida; Solanales; Solanaceae.